AUGCUUAGCGGACAGACAAAAGUCCCAGGACAAUCAUUAGUCGCUCUAGAAUCCAUUUUCGGAUGGGUGAUUCUAGGAAAAACUGAAAGCAAGUCAAAUUCCAAAUCACAAACUGUAAUUUCCAAUCAUGCAAGUUUCGAGUAUAAUGCCAUUGAGUAUGAGCUAGACAAGUUCUGGAAAUUGGAAGAAAUUUCAGAAACAAAUCCUUAUACGGAAGAGGAAGCCGCAUGUGAGAACCAUUUUAAACAAACAUUCUCCCGUGAUUCUACUGGCAGAUUUGUGGUGAAACUACCGUUCCGUGAAACAAUCGAUGAACUCGGAUCAUCUCGAGACAUAGCCGUGCAUAGGCUACAACAAAUAGAACGUAGGUUUGUUAAAAAUCAAUCCCUCUCAAAACAUUACCACAAAUUCAUGCAAGAUUAUCAGGACUUAAAACAUAUGGAACUAAUUCCAGACAACGAAAUUGAUAUUCCGGCAACUUCCAGCUUUUAUCUCCCUCACCACUCAGUUCCCAAUAAAACCGGAGAUAAAUUUCGGGUUGUUUUUGAUGGUUCUGCAAAAUCAUCCAGCGGUAUAUCUCUUAAUGACAAUUUAAUGGUGGGACCACAGCUACAAAGUGAUCUCACUACAUUACUUCUUCGCUUUCGAACUUACAAGAUAGCGAUGACUGCAGACAUAGAAAAAAUGUACAGACAAAUUAUCCUACAAGACGCAGACUUUCAGAGAAUAGUCUGGCGCAAUUCAUCGUUGGAGCCAAUUCAAGAUUUUCGUCUAACAAGAAUAGCAUACGGCACAGCUUCAGCACCGUACCUUGCUGUUAGAUGUCUACAACAAUUGGCAGUGGAAGAAGCAGAUCGAUUUCCAAUGGCCUCCAAAGUAGCCAUCAUGGACUUCUACGUUGACGAUUUAAUGUCUGGAGCCAAGUCAAUCUCAGAAGCUAUUGAAUUGCAGAAACAAUUGAUGCACAUGCUAUCAAGUGCAGGCUUCAUUCUACGAAAAUGGGCAUCCAACAGUGAAGAGCUCAUAAAUUCGAUUGAUUCAGAUUUACGUUGUUCAAAGACCGCGUUGAACAUAGAUAGUGAUGAGACUGUCAAAACAUUAGGUGUCCUGUGGCAUCCAGCAUCAGACACAUUCCGGUUCAAAGUAAACACCACACCUCUAGAAAGUACUUUGACAAAACGAACACUUCUUUCAACCAUCGCCAGAACAUUUGACCCUCUUGGAUGGUUGUCACCCAUCACAAUCAAAUCUAAAAUCAUGAUGCAAAAAAUGUGGAAAUAUCAAGUGCAAUGGGAUGAAAACGUUCCCCCAGACAUCGCACGCGAAUGGACAGAACUUGCAGAAGACACGAUGUCUGUAAAAUAUGUCAAAAUUCCAAGAUUUUUGUCGACUGGUGAUAGCAAUGAACUCAAAUUAUUCGGCUUCAGUGAUGCAUCGGAAAAGGCGUACGCAGCAGUUAUUUACUCCUGUUCUACUGAAGAGAAUGAAAAAACAAAUGUGCAGCUCGUAAUAUCAAAAACCAGAGUAGCUCCACUCAAAACCGUUUCCAUUCCAAGGUUGGAACUUUGCGGUGCUCUAUUACUCACAAAAUUAAUGGAUUUUACCUGCAAAGCAUUGAAUACCAACAUAGCACAUACGCAGUUCUAUACAGACUCUAAUAUUGUUCUUUCUUGGUUAGCAUCUCACUCAAGCAAGUGGAAAACCUUUGUAGCCAACAGGGUGGCUAAAAUCCAAAAUCUCUCAUCACCGACCCAGUGGUUCUUCGUAAGUAGUGAAUUAAACCCAGCUGAUCACGCCAGCCGUGGCAUGUCAUCAUCAGCGCUACUGAGUUCAUCAUGGUUUACAGGACCAAGUUUUUUACAUGAACCUAUGCCUCUACAGGAGGCAGAGAUCCUGCUCAAGAAGGUCGCCCAUUUGGUAGAGGAAAACAAGAUCCUUCACAAAAAGCUGAGCGGCGCCUCUAGCCAAAAGAAAAGAAAACCGGUCGUGCUUAUCAACGCUGCCAAUCCUAAGACCGUUAUCGAGGAAAUCAAGAAAAAGAACCCUGAAGAGGAUUUUCAUCAGGGAGGAGGAUCAUUACCCCCUCUUCCGAAAAUGGCCAAGUUGAAGUGGAGAACUACGCUAAAGAUCAUGCUAUCGACUUCCACACCCCAACCAUCGCCUAUAUCCCUCCAACCCGUGUCGUAG
Uloborus diversus is the source of this 2187-nucleotide messenger RNA. RefSeq lists its product as uncharacterized. Lineage: Eukaryota; Metazoa; Arthropoda; Arachnida; Araneae; Uloboridae. Bases 1 to 2187 code for a protein of 728 amino acids. The transcript is spliced from 2 exons. The record is from RefSeq and is a predicted model, not a curated record.